Messenger RNA from Suillus subaureus, 249 nucleotides. RefSeq lists its product as uncharacterized. The annotation marks the transcript as partial. The transcript has a single exon. Lineage: Eukaryota; Fungi; Basidiomycota; Agaricomycetes; Boletales; Suillaceae. The record is from RefSeq and is a predicted model, not a curated record.
AUUGGUCACAUUGGUCAGGAUGCUGUCAUGCGCCUGAAUCGCAUUGCCAAAGGUGUCACUAUCCAAUCAUCUUCUCCACUGUCCCACUGUGAAUCCUGUAUCCUCACUAAGCAUCCAAGGCAACCUGUUUCAUUCCUCCAAGACCAACAUGCUGUUGCUUUCCUUGACCUCAUCCACAGCGAUGUUUGCGGUCCAAUUCUGACCAUCACACCACAUGGGAAACACUAUUUCAUCAUAUUUCUGGACAAC